AUGGCAACGACCACAACACUGUUCCGAGUGUUCUUGCGCCGCCAAACACCCGGAGCCCAAGGACUGCGAAAUCGCUUGGCACAGCACCAACAGCGCCGCGCCAACUCCAGCUCCGAAGCACCCAAGCCGAAGAGAGCAGAAGAUCCUAUUCCCGUGCCAAACACCAUCACGACCAUUCCGUUAUGGCAGCGUCUCGGGCCCUUGACCCGCGCCGGAGAUGGCUAUGCCCGAGCCCAGCGCAAAAGGCCUCUGACGACGCAGUUCAUCAGCUCCUUGGUCAUCUAUUUUUGCGCCGACCUCUCGGCCCAGAACAUGAGCGGCAACGACUACAAUCCGGAGCGAACGAUGCGCUCCUUGAUCAUUGGCGCCAUUUCCUCUAUUCCCAGUUAUAAGUGGUUCAUCUUCCUCUCCCAGAACUUCAACUACGCCUCGCGGCUCCUCUCGCUGGCUACAAAGGUCGUGGUGAAUCAGGUGUGCUUCACGCCCAUAUUCAACUCGUACUUCUUCGGCAUGCAGGCGUUCCUGGCUGGCGACAACUUCGACCAAAUCAUCGACCGUAUCCGACAAUGUGUGCCCGUGAGCAUCGUCAACUCGUGCAAGCUGUGGCCUGCCGUGACGGCCUUCAGCUUCUCUUUCAUCCCGAUGGAAUAUCGCAGCGUCUUCUCGGGCGUUAUUGCAGUCGGGUGGCAGACCUAUCUGAGUUUCCUAAACAGACAGGCCGAAGUCGUCGAGGAGGCAGAGGAAAUCCAAGAGAGAUCGCAUGCGGUGCCGGCCAUCGCUUCUCAUGAGAGUUCGGUAAAGAUGGAGGCUUGA
Molecule: messenger RNA, 813 nt
Organism: Colletotrichum fioriniae
Lineage: Eukaryota; Fungi; Ascomycota; Sordariomycetes; Glomerellales; Glomerellaceae
Product: Dihydroorotate dehydrogenase (quinone), mitochondrial
Cellular component (GO): mitochondrion; cytoplasm; membrane
Source: RefSeq, a predicted model, not a curated record